AUGUGCCCCAGUGUAUAAAAUAGAGUAAUCCCUGGAGCAGUACACUACUGAUAGUCCAGACUGAAGAAAGACUGAGUGCACUGUGAUCCAAAACCUACAGCAACAACUAUGAAUUCAGCUGCUGUUGCCUUUCUCACCUGCCUGCUUGUCUUCUAUGCACAAGGACAACCAGCCAACAGAUCUAGUAAGUGUAAGUGUUUAAACGGUUAUGUGGGCAAAAUCAAACCACAAGACAUCAAGGCAGGGCCAGUCACACAUGAGCCAAGUAUCUUCUGUCCACGUACAGAGAUUAUUAUUACAACAACAGAAAAUAAAGAGAAAUGCGUGAACCCACACUCACCACUUGGAAAACUCAUCCUGAAAAACAAAAACAAGUACCAGAAGAAUGCAACUGUGAACACGACAGCAGCUUCGAGCUCAACGGACAAAACAACGGCUUCAAGCUCAACGAGACUCCACACAACAUCCAGGCUGUAGGACUGUCACUGCACUGAAGAGGAUGGAGCUGAAACACUGUUUUUAUUGUUGUUGUUCACCAUCACUGCCUUUGUCAAGUAAAGACAAUAAGUGGGUAGAAGUGAUCAAAGUGUCUGUUUGUCCAAUUAACUUAUAUUGUCUUCAUGUGUACAUAAAAAUAAAUCAUCUGUAUAUACUUCUUAAAUA
Larimichthys crocea (large yellow croaker) is the source of this 663-nucleotide messenger RNA. RefSeq names its product C-X-C motif chemokine 9. The record is from RefSeq and is a predicted model, not a curated record. Gene Ontology annotation, cellular component: extracellular region. The transcript is spliced from 4 exons. Gene Ontology annotation, biological process: immune response. NCBI's taxonomy places the organism in Eukaryota, Metazoa, Chordata, Actinopteri, Sciaenidae. Gene Ontology annotation, molecular function: chemokine activity. The coding region runs from base 109 to 477 and encodes 122 amino acids.